CAUCAUUUGCGUUGAAUAACUAAGUUGCUGCAGAUCGAGCUUAGCGCUGAGCCACUUGCUAUGUGUUGAAUGCCUUCUACUUUCCUAUUCGAGCUUUACAAUGUAUGGAUGACUUACCAGUUCUCAAGAGCAUAUAAGUAGUUCACUAUUAUGAAGUGUGGCGCUUUUACUUCUGGUUAUCAUCAAUUGCUUCCACACGCUAGAUAACGCAGCUAGUUAAGACAUUGUGAGAAACUCUGCACAGGAUCUGAAGAAUGUCCGUAACAGCUGCCAUUAAGCCACCGUGCAGCCAGACACCCUUGCUCCUGGACCCAUCUGCUUCUCCUUCUUUGGCUUGGACUCUUCCUAUCUACCCCCCUCCCAGCUCAGUUACCGUAAAUCAAUUCCCAACCCGUCUUCACGACGGACCAACAAGCCAGCCUUCUCAACCGACAACCCUAGCUCGCAGCUGUGGGGAUGCAGCACAUCAAAGCCUUGGCAUCGGCUUUCGCGGCGGUGCCGACGCCAGUGACUUGGAGUCCCCAACUCCUAAACGUGAAUCAUUAUUCGGCAGUUAUCAGUCCGACCCGGGCUACCUAGCCCAGCCUCGCCUGCUGGGGACCUUGGAGGGCCCUGCAGCUUUGCAUGCAACGCAGUGCCGUGACCGCCAGCACUGCUGCGGUCCCCAACACGUCAGCAGCAACCAGGAGCGCUGGCGUGUCGGGGCCGCUGGGGGUCCCGUUGCCCUGCCGGACGCAGACGUCCCCAGGCAGCUCACGCACCAACAUGCAUCCACAUCCGCCAUGGAUGUACGACAGCCGGCCAGCACCGCCUGGCUGCUGGGAGGGCCGCAGGGCUGCUGGGCGGCUGCAGGGGAUGCAGGCGGUGCAGCUGUCGUACAGCUGCCAGGCAUUUCCACUGAUGGGGCGGCACUGGCAGGUGCUCCGGGCUCUGCAGCAACACCCUUGCCGCCACGAGCGCUUCCACGGCCGCCACCGCAGGAGCCGCCACUUGAGCCCUGGAGGCUGCAGGCGCGGGUGGGGAACCCCAACAGCAGGUGCAGCAGCGCUGGAGGGGGCAGCGGCGGCAGUGGCAGCAGCAGUGCCUGCAGCAGCCGCAGCAGCGGGGGUGGCGGCAAGGGUGUUGUUGCGGCUGCGGCCGUCGGGACGUCAUUUGGGGGCGGUGGGGUGCGGACUGCGUCGCAGAUCACAUACCAGAUCACGGCAGCUCAGAGGCACCGGGCUGCCUCCCUCAUCCAGGCCACCUGGCGCGCCUCCCGAGUUCGCCG
Astrephomene gubernaculifera is the source of this 1267-nucleotide messenger RNA. The record is from the annotation of a GenBank genome assembly. NCBI's taxonomy places the organism in Eukaryota, Viridiplantae, Chlorophyta, Chlorophyceae, Chlamydomonadales, Astrephomenaceae.